This is a messenger RNA of Raphanus sativus (radish), 1767 nucleotides long. RefSeq lists its product as uncharacterized. The coding region runs from base 1 to 1767 and encodes 588 amino acids. The transcript has 7 exons. The record is from RefSeq and is a predicted model, not a curated record. NCBI's taxonomy places the organism in Eukaryota, Viridiplantae, Streptophyta, Magnoliopsida, Brassicales, Brassicaceae.
AUGAGUCAAAAAGAAGGUUCCGGUGAGAUUCAAAUCUCUGCUUCCGGUGCUCGUAUAAUGAAGGUUAAGCAAGAAGCCGGCGAGAAGAUGAAGAAGGAUGCGAAGAAGAAGAAGGCUAAAGAUUCAAUUGGAGCGAGAGUCUCCAAGCGAAUGAAGAAAAAAAAUGGCAAGAGCACCUCCUCUGGACCUCACUCUCCCUCACUGUUGAAGAGUCAGGACGUCGUUAACCUUGUCGUCCAAGCUCACGGCAAGAAGGCUUUAGCCAGAGCUUGUACUGACGACGAAACUCCCGAAACCGUUCCGGAGGGUUGGUUCUGUGUUCACGAGAAAUAUAUCUCCAAGUGUCAUCUUAGGUUCCCUCUUCCAACCCUCUUACUGGAUCUCCUAGAUCACUACCAACUGGCCCUUUCCCAACUUUGCCCCUCGGUUAUCCGAGUGGUAAACGGAUUCAUCACCAGGGCUAAGGAAGAAGGAGUUAUCGUAGGGUUGACCGAGCUGAUGAGUCUGUUUCUGAUAAAGGAGAGCUCCACCGAGGAUGGUGGAAGCGGGACCUAUUAUCUCCCCUGUCGUCCAGGGCUAGAGAUUAAGGACCCUGUCAAAUUAUCCGGUAAACUCACCAGAGCUCUCUGUAGGAAGCUGCAACACAGCCCUAAUACCUGGGGAGCUUAUACUACCACGAGAGUUGGAUCAGCUAGUUUCCCUAAUCGAUACAAGGCUUUCUUUCCUGAUUCAGUCACAGUUGUUGGUUUAGAAGUUUCUGAAGGUGAAUCGGUAUACUCUAUCUCGUCGGGAGUCAGUAACUCAGAAAGGACUCAAUCACACAAGAUGCCUAUCCAGACCUCGUGCCGUUCCAGGGGUAAAUUAACCAAAGCUGCCAGCUCCUCUCGAGGAAGCGACAAGAAUCAGGGAGGAUCCUUCCUCAGCACUGUGAAAGACGUCCUUGAUGAUAGAGGCUCUGCUCCUGUUAAAGAUGCCAGUCGCUCCGAGCCCAGGGUUCAGGAAGUUGUCCCUCACUUCGAGGUCCCAGAGAUUGAAGCUGAUCCUCAAAUGGUGAAGGAUACUCACGAGUUUGAGCCUCCGAGGAGCAAGAGAGGAGGAACCGUCGGCUGGAACUUCGCUCACUCCAAGCCUGGAUCAGUCUUGGACGACUCGUGGGGUUUGGCUACGUUGAUGAGGCACAUGAAGAGAACCGGGUGCGCCCUUCCCUCGAUCGCCAAUCUCACGAAUAAAGAGGAGUAUGUUGAGAUUGCCCAUUACAUGGGUCAGCUGGCUGGGGAUAUCAACAGGGCUCAGUUCAAGUUUGAGGAAACUGUGCACAAUGCCCCCAAUGCUGGAGAAUUAGCUCAGGUUACUGAGCUAGUCAAAGCUACCAAGAUGGAGCUUGACCAUGCUCGGGUUCAGGUGAAGGGUAGAAAAAUCGCUGAGCUGGAGUGUGCUCGGAAGGUAGCUGAGUAUCAGGUCAAGGAGCUUAUUACUUCGUCUCAAGAUAACCAGAAGAACAAGGAAGCUGAGGUCAAGCUGGCCGUCAGAAGAGGAAAGAGGGAGGUAGCCGAUGCCUACAACAAGAUCCUGGCUUCCGUGAAGGAGAAAUUUGCCAAGAAGAAGGAUGAGGUCGAGCUCCAAAUUUAUGCUCAAGAGCUUCAGGCUAACACCGACCUCUUGAAGGAUAUGCUGGAGAAUGAAAUCCAGAAUGCUGAAGGCGAGUAUAAUCGUUUGAUGGCUUUGAUGCCAGAUGCGACUGCUGCGUAUGAGAAGGCGCAGAUUUAA